Molecule: messenger RNA, 2241 nt
Organism: Theileria annulata
Lineage: Eukaryota; Apicomplexa; Aconoidasida; Piroplasmida; Theileriidae
Product: serine/threonine protein kinase, putative
Exons: 2
Coding region: 1-2241 (746 amino acids)
Biological process (GO): peptidyl-threonine phosphorylation; peptidyl-serine phosphorylation
Cellular component (GO): cytoplasm
Molecular function (GO): protein serine/threonine kinase activity; protein tyrosine kinase activity; ATP binding
Source: RefSeq, a predicted model, not a curated record
AUGUCUCAUCCAAAGGAGAGGGAAGUACCAGCAGACGAUGAAGUGAUGCCUUCAAGAAGGAAGGAACUAAUGCCUGGUUAUAGCUACUAUUUUUCAGAUUGUUCAAGCAUUAUCUCCUCAGUUAAAUGCGCCGUUUCAGUCGAUGAAGAUAAAAGCCGAAGUGUUUCACCAAAUUUCGGAAAUCUCACCAACAUCAACACUAAUCUAUAUGGAAAAGGUGAUGUAAACCCUAACGUGAACUGUAAAAGUGAAGAUCUAAACUCCAAAGAAGAUGAUCUGAACCCUAAAGAAGAUGAUCUGAACCCUAAAGAAGAUGAUCUGAACCCUAAAGAAGAUGAUCUGAACCCUAAAGAAGAGGAUCUGAAUCCAGAAGGUGAAGAGGAAGUAAUGUAUUCACUAGGCGAAACAGUGAUAUAUGACUCAAAUAAUGUAAAGUCUUAUUCAACGAGUUGUGAAUCGUUGAACGGGACAACAAGUGGGUUUUACCGAGAAAUUAACACAUUUCUAAAGCCAAAUAGUGGUAAUUUUGACCAGGAAGAUGAACUGGCCUCCGCAUCAAUUGAAAACUAUUCAACUAUGAAUUUGGACAAUAUGCCAACAUUUGCAGAAACUGAAUUGGAUAAACUCCCAAACUCUGUGGAUUUUGGAGAGUCGCUUUACAAAUUUAAUCGCUGGUGUAAGAAAUAUUCCAGUGGUAAUAUUGAAAUGUUUAAACGUGAUCAGCAAGAAAAAAUGAGUACUAUUUUGGAAGAAAAUAGCCUUAAAAUUGGAGAUUUAAAGAGUAAAAACUAUGACGAAUUCCCAGUCAAAGUGCUCUAUUCAAAAGGAACAACACCAGCAGAUAACAAAUUUGACCUCAAUUCUGUAAAGAAGGGUGAGGUUUUGGUUGAGCGUUUUAGAGUGGACGAAGUGCUUGGAACGACAACUUUUUCUAGGGUCGUUAAGGCAACUGAAAUGUCUUCCAAUGUUCCAGUGUGCCUUAAAAUCGUUCAUCCAGACUACUUUGACCAGGCACUUGACGAAAUACUCUUUUUAAAAUUGUUAAAUUCAAAGGAUGAAAACGAUUCCAAUUGUAUAGUGAGACUUUUGGACUCAUUUUUGUACUCUGGAGCAGUAUUUUUAGUAUUGGAACUGCUUGGAGAAAACCUAUUUGAAGCAACAAAAGACUUUUACGUCUCGAGUUUCAAGGAUUUUUUCACACACUCAAGACCAAAAAGGUGGAAUUUGAACCAACUAAAACAUAUUUCAAGAGAUGUGCUCAAGGCACUAAAUUUUAUUCAUGGACUCGGAAUCAUCAAUUGUGAUCUCAAGCCAGAAAAUGUAGUCCUAGUCAAUUCAGAAAAUAAAUCACAAAAUGAAAAUAUAAUGAUAAAGUUGGUGGAUUUUGGAUCGAGUUGUUUUAUCCAGGACCAGUUGAACACGUAUGUUCAGAGUAGAUCAUACAGAGCACCUGAAGUGGUGUUAGGGUUGCCAUACGAUACUCAAAUCGAUAUUUGGAGUCUGGGUUGUAUUUUAUGUGAGCUUUAUCUGGGCAGAAUUCUGUUCCCUAGUGAUAAUAGCGCGAGUUUGGUGGCUUCGAUGGUGAGUUUAUUAGGCCCACCUCCAGCAUAUAUGCUACAACAUAAGAUGAACAGUAUGUUCAUAAUAUUACCAAAUGGAAAUAUCGCGGACUUAAACGUUCCAGAUCAUAUAUUGAAUCAGUCACCAUACUAUAAUAGACUAGAUCGCUCAUCACUUUACUGUAACGUUUCAGCAAGUGAUUCCUCAAAGUGCUCUCACGUUACUUAUAAUAAGUGGGACAAUGCAACCGUUAAUCUUGAGCCGACACUUGAUGAUAAUUCCAGCGGAUUGGAAGACUCAAGUGACUAUAACAGGAAUAGCACUUUCUCAGCUACUGAUAACUCAAAUUCAUUAGUUGAUAGCACAUUCUCCUUUUUGGAUAAGCGUUUUAAAAUCACUAAUUAUGAUUCUAAUCCUAGAAUGGAAGAUAAUUCACUUAAUAACACACUAGACUGUAAAAUUAAGCUAGAUAUCAGACAUAACAGGAACCCUCUGACCAAGUUCAUGAGGAUAAUACAGCCAACCUCAGCAACAGUUGAAUCAAUGCUUGACUCGAAUAAGAGCACAGAACUCUCACUAUUCUGUGAUUUCAUCAAAGGACUUCUUCAAUAUGAUCCCCUAGACAGACUAACAGCGUCUGCAGCAUUACAACACCCAUUCAUACUCUCAACUAACAUAUAA